Molecule: messenger RNA, 1335 nt
Organism: Rhodamnia argentea
Lineage: Eukaryota; Viridiplantae; Streptophyta; Magnoliopsida; Myrtales; Myrtaceae
Product: replication protein A 32 kDa subunit B
Exons: 11
Coding region: 136-1119 (327 amino acids)
Biological process (GO): double-strand break repair via homologous recombination; DNA replication; nucleotide-excision repair
Cellular component (GO): site of double-strand break; chromosome, telomeric region; nucleus
Molecular function (GO): DNA binding
Source: RefSeq, a predicted model, not a curated record
UGACUAAGCUGGCGGGAAAAUCACGACCUUUUAAAUGGAAAAGAGGGAAACAGAUUGUCAAAUCGAACCUCAGUCGCUGAAGCUCGCUCCCGUAAUCGAUCCCCUAGGGCUUGGAAGGCGUAGCAUCCAGAGACGAUGGCCAUGUUCGGAAGCCAAUUCGACGGCGCCGCCGCUUUCUCCGGCGGUGGUUUCAUGCCCUCUCAGUCCACUACGCAGUUCGCCGAUCCCUCUUCCGUCUCUCCUGCCAAAAGUCGUGACACCCAGUCUUUGCUUCCUGUGACAGUGAAGCAGAUAAACAAUGCCUUGGUAUCACAUGACGAAAAAAUCAAUGUCCUUAUUGAUGGUGUUGACGUGACUAAUGUGACUCUGUUGGGUAUCGUCUACAAUAAAGCUGAAAGAGUUACUGAUGUUACUUUUUCCCUUGACGACGGGACAGGGCGGAUUGACUGUAAUAGAUGGAUCAAUGAACCUUUAGAUACCAAUGAGAUGGAAGGAAUCCUAUAUACUGGAGUGUUUUACAGAGCGAGUCUAUCAGUGAGGCUGCUUACUUUACUUCUCUGCUUUCUCUUUGGAAGCCAAUUUCAUAUUGCAUGCACGAUUGGUUCCUGUAGAAAUGGUCAUGGCAGAUUCUGCUGCAAAAUUAUCCUGGAUGGGAUGUAUGUCCGGGUUCACGGACACUUGAAGAGCUUUCAAGGCAAAAGACAGCUCAAUGCUUUCUCUAUUAGGCCUGUGACUGAUUAUAAUGAGAUUGCAAGUCACUUUAUUGAGUGUGUCUAUGUGCAUGUAUAUAACACCAGGCUACAGAAACCUCAGGUUGGUGCCAGUGUGCAGCCUCAGAUGACAAAUCCAAUUAUGAGCAACUCCAUGAAGCCACAUCCAGCACCCCCACCAAAUCAGCAUACCCUCGAUGGAUUCAGUCAGAAUGUCCAAUUGGUUAUGGAUUGCUUUAAUCGGCCUGAAAACCUGAGAUCGGAUAGGGGUGUACACGUCAAUGAUAUUGCUCAGCAAUUGGGUCUUCCAGUGGAUAAGAUCAGGGAAGCUAUCCGCUAUUUGGAAGAGGAAGGUUUGGUUUACUCGACAGUUAACGACAACCACUACAAAUCUACUACCAAUGCGUGAUGUCCAUGUUUUCCCCUAUAUGGCUUUCAGGAGUAACAUUCUGAAGCAGUCUCCUCCUGCUCUACUCUUUAGCAUGCCUGGCAGAGUGGGUAAAAGAAGACCUACAUCUUUAGCUUGUAAUAAAGCCUUUUGUUGUUCAACUUAUCUUUGUCAUGUACAUAGCGGGGCUGAAAUUUUGCAUAUCUACCUUCCAGCAGUGACGUAUAGAUUGUGUAU